AAACGAUGAUGGCGCGCGUGAUGAGUGACGGGCGUUCGAGAUCGAAUUCGUUAACGGGGCAUCGAUGAAGCAAGAUCGAGUGACGAAGUGACGAAUCGGUUAAACGUCCGACUCUGGUUUCGAGGUGAACGAGAGGAGGACGAGAGUUUGGCGGGUUACGAUGCGCGUGAAAAGUUGACGAAACCAUGUGACGCGAGUAAAACUGGGGAUAUUACGGUGCGACAGCAUAGUUGCACUGAUGCUGGAUUGUACGACGUGGUCGCCGCUCGAGUGGUUCUUUCGCCACGGAUGACAGCCGGAUGUUUUGAACAAGUGACAGUGUUACACCCCGACAGUUAAACUGGAAAAGGACCAGUGGAUCGAGUGCUUCGGUGAGGAUUACUGAGUACUGAUAGAAAUCAGUAGUGAUGCCGUGAUGGGCUGCAGCUCGGGAUCCUUCUUCCUGGCUACGCUCCUCGUGGGUGGAUUAAUCUUCGUCCUCUUCUGCGAAUCAUCCCACGCAAGUACGAGGUUGCGACAACGGUCCGGUCCUACCGACACGCCAAGAAGCGGAGGCUCGGUGAACGAGGCCGGUGUUUUCACCCUUCGUAGCAGACAGGAGGGUGGACGGCGUGCUAGAAGAACCACGACGAGCACCACCAGCACAACGGCGUCCAGCUCGACGUUGAUUUCUCUGUCGGACGAGGUGGCGCAGCCCGCGGCCCUUUUAGCCCCCGAAGAGGACUUAUGGUCUACCAGUUCUUCCGCUACAACCAAUGUUCCAGUCACCUUAGAUACAGCUGUCGCUUCGUCAAAGCCACCCUUGGAACUGGUGGUGAAACCUCACAGCAAGGUCAUACUACCGUGCGAGCUGGAGGAAAAUUACUCGAGGCUGCUGUUGCCCGGGGUCAGGAGCUACAGAAUACGGCCAGCGACAUGGUUGCACGAGGGAAGUCCUGUAGAUAUGAUUACGAUCAACACGAGGACAGAGAUGAGCGGGACUGGACAUAGAUAUAUCGGCGACUCCAUGACUGACGCGUUGCACAUAGACAACGUCAGAUUAGAAGACGACGGUAUAUGGGGUUGCAGGCUCGAGGACGACCAAGGGAAGAUACUUUCCGGCAGGCCUGUGAAGCUCGUCGUCCUCGAGGCACCCCGUGGGACGUACCUGCUGAUAGAUGGCCGUCGGUUGGACCCAGGCAACCAGUUCGUCCCUGUAAAGGAGGGGUCCGAAUUGACGUUGGAGUGCGCCGCCGAGGGUGGCAACCCACCACCCGAUUUGGCAUGGGGGAUGACUCUGUCUCAGGCCACUUUGGACGGUCCCGAGCAACCGCCGGACAAUCUGACCGUGCUGCCCUCGACAUCCGGUAGACGCAGCGGGGCACACCUCAAGGUUCUCAGGGGUCACCAUAACGCGACCAUCGCCUGCGUCGCUCGUCACGUUACCCUCACCAUACCCAUGAACGCGAGCAUUCUGUUGGACGUGCAAUAUACUCCAUCGUUCGCGAUAACGCGUUUGCCUGGUUUUGGAAUCCCGAUCGUCGAGGGGAUGUCCGUCAGCUUGAAAUGCGAGGUGGACAGCAAUCCGGCCAGCACUCCCAUUUGGCAGCGUGACAAUGGACCGCCCGUCGAGCAGAGCGACGACGGAUGGCUGAACUUCACAAAAAUCAGCCGCGCCGAGAGCGGCUGGUACAAAUGUUAUACCAGGCACAUGCUCGGCAUAUUCACCAGCAUCGGUUAUUUUCUCAAUGUGCGCUACGAUCCAGACAUGGAAACGGAAGCGGAAGCGUUGAACGGCGAGGCAACCGAUUCCCGGAAGAUGGAAGUUCAAAUCGGGGGUGCGGUGACUCUGGAGUGCGACGGUGGUUGUUGGGGACACGGUCCUGGAAUGGAUCCAGUCGGUGGUCCCGGUCCACUGGCUUUGAGUCGAGUCGUUUACCAGGAAGCCGGCGAAUAUCGAUGCGUCGCGCCCGACAGGAAAAUGCAAGACACCUGGCGCGCCCAAUUGCCGUAUCACAUCAAGGUCACCGGUCGACCCAUGAUUCAUCCACCUAAUCAAACAGUGACAGCGAAGGAGGGUGAAUCGUUGAAUAUUGUCGUUGAAUUUUGCGCCGAGCCGAGACACACCAAGAUACUUUGGAUAUCCGAGGAAAACGUUUAUGUGCCUGGUGCAGAGGCCAGGGAUGGUGUUCAAGCGCUUGCUAUUGAGGAUGGUGGCACGGAGUCCUGUUACAGAACGGUGCUGAGCUUCGACACGAUUCAAUGGUCUCAUGCCGGGGAAUGGUGGGUGUUGGUACGCUCGUCGGAAGGGAUCUCGGACGCUUCCGUUUUGUUGAACGUGACGCGAGCCUCCGAGUACAGUCACGCUCACUUCCGGUCAGCGAGUCUCACUUACCUAUCGAUGUGUUUGGCCCUGGUCAUCCUCCAGGAGCAUCGUCGCUGAGGGACGUCGUGGUGAGACGACGUCGAAAAUGUUGCUUCGUAAAGAGCCAAAGGAAGCGGAUCGAACUUGAGAAGUCAGCUUCCCUGUUCAAUGGAUGAGAAAUAAAGGGGGAAGGAAGUCAGA
Molecule: messenger RNA, 2545 nt
Organism: Apis laboriosa (Himalayan honeybee)
Lineage: Eukaryota; Metazoa; Arthropoda; Insecta; Hymenoptera; Apidae
Gene: tei
Product: hemicentin-2
Exons: 10
Coding region: 416-2422 (668 amino acids)
Biological process (GO): cell-cell adhesion
Cellular component (GO): cell-cell junction
Molecular function (GO): cell adhesion molecule binding
Source: RefSeq, a predicted model, not a curated record